Messenger RNA from Cryphonectria parasitica EP155, 1652 nucleotides. RefSeq names its product peptidase M18, aminopeptidase I. Bases 1 to 1479 code for a protein of 492 amino acids. Gene Ontology annotation, molecular function: metalloaminopeptidase activity; zinc ion binding. Lineage: Eukaryota; Fungi; Ascomycota; Sordariomycetes; Diaporthales; Cryphonectriaceae. The record is from RefSeq and is a predicted model, not a curated record. Gene Ontology annotation, biological process: proteolysis. Gene Ontology annotation, cellular component: fungal-type vacuole. The transcript is spliced from 2 exons.
AUGCCUCCCCGUGCCACCUCUCGCGUCGCCAGCACCCAAGACGCAGGGCACCACCAUCCUCCACACACGCCGACUACCUGCGAUAAGCCCGAGGCCUUCACCAAACCAUUCUGCGAGUUCCUGACUGAGAACCCGACGAUAUUCCAUGCCGUGGGUUAUUUUAAGAAGGAACUAGGCCUCAAGGGCUUCGUCGAGCUUCCCGCGCGAGACGACUGGUCCGAAACGAUCAAGCCCGGCGGCAAAUACUACGUUACUCGAAAUGGGAGCAGUAUGGUGGCCUUCAAGGUCGGCAAGGCCUACAAGCCUGGCCAUGGCGUGGCCAUGAUCGCUGGACACAUCGACGCCCUGACCGCGAAGCUCAAGCCCGUGAGCAAGAAGCCCACCAAGGCCGGCUACGUGCAGCUUGGUGUUGCCCCGUAUGCCGGUGCUCUCAAUGAGACAUGGUGGGACCGAGACCUGAGCAUCGGCGGCCGCGUCAUCGUCCGUGACACGUCGACCGGAAAGACUGCCCAGAAGCUGGUCAAGCUCGGCUGGCCCAUCGCCAAGAUACCCACCCUGGCACCCCACUUCGGUGUCGGGAUGCUGGGGUCGCAGAACAAGGAGACGCAGGUCGUGCCGGUCAUCGGCUUGUCAACGGGUGCGGAGGAGGCCGUGGGCGAAGUCGGCACCUUUGUGGCUUCGCAGCCGCCGAAGCUGGUGAAGCUCAUCGCCUCGGAGCUCGGCAUCUCCUCCCAGGACUACAGCUCCAUCAUCAACUGGGAGCUCGAGCUGUUCGACCACGUACCAGCGGUCCUCAGCGGUAUGGACAAGGAGUUCAUCUCCGCAGGCCGGAUCGACGACAAGCUCUGCUCCUGGGCCGCCCUGACGGGUCUCGUGCUGUCCGACGACGCCGAAACCGAUAGCGGCAUCAAGAUGGUUGCGCUGUUUGACGACGAGGAGAUUGGCAGCUUGCUCCGGCAGGGCGCCAAGGGAAACUUCCUGCCUUCUGUCAUCGAGCGGGCCGUCGAGGCCCUGACAGCUGACGCCGGCAAGACGUUUGGGCCCGGCGUCAUCGGCCAGACCUAUGCGCGCUCGUUCCUCGUGUCGGCCGAUGUCACCCACGCCGCCAACCCCAACUUCCUCGAGCGGUAUCAGGGCGAGCACCUGCCUUUGCUCAAUGUGGGCUUGGUCGUCUGCCAGGACAGCAACGGCCACAUGACGACGGACAGCGUCAGCACGGCCAUCUGCAACCGCGUGGCCGAGCUGAGCGGGUGCACGAACCAGCUGUUUAUGAUCCGCAACGACUCCCGCUCCGGAGGCACCGUUGGCCCCACCCUGUCCAGCAUGAUGGGUGUCAGAGCCGCCGAUGCCGGGCUGCCGCAGCUCUCGAUGCACUCUAUCCGUGCCACCACGGGUGCUCUUGACCCCGGGCUGGGCGUGAAGUGGUUCAAGGGAUUCCUGGACCAGUGGGAGGCAAUUGAUGCUGAAUGGGAUCACUGAGGAGCCCUCUGAUUGUCUUUUUCCUCAUUAACACACUCUUUGGGUUGAGAGGAACAUGAAAUCUAGAUGGUGAUUUCUUUUAAAGCGUAUACUAAAGAUGCAUUAGACGUCAUGUCAUAGUAGAGACAGCUUCCACGUGAAGAUUACUUGGAUGUAGAGAUAGAUUGGAGCAC